CGAGAUUAUAACGUGAACUGGGCUGGUGUGUUUUCGCUUGGCACGCGGGUCAGAAGAUUCUGGAAGAAAGGCUUUCUGUGAGGCUGCCGCUUGUUGUCUUCAUUUAAGAUCAUCUGAAAGAGGCAACGAUGGUGAAAGAAACAGGCUUUUAUGACACACUUGGUGUGAAACCCAAUGCAACUCCAGAUGAACUUAAAAAAGCCUAUCGCAAAUUAGCCUUGAAGUAUCACCCUGACAAAAACCCUACUGAAGGGGAAAAGUUCAAACAGAUCUCGCAGGCAUACGAGGUUCUGUCAGAUGCCAAGAAGAGAGAGGUGUAUGACCGUGGAGGUGAAAAGGCUAUAAAAGAAGGAGGAACAGGCGGCGGCAGUGGUGGCGGUGGUUUCACAUCACCCAUGGAUAUCUUUGACCUAUUUUUUGGUGGAGGUAGUCGAAUGCACAGAGAACGAAAAGGAAAGAAUAUAGUUCAUCAAAUCACUGUGACCUUGGAAGAUCUUUACAACGGAGCAACAAGAAAACUUUCUGUACAGAAGAACUGCAUCUGUGAGAGAUGUGAAGGUCGUGGAAGUCGUAAAGGAGCUGCACAGAUGUGCAUGUCCUGCCAUGGCACGGGUGUGCAGGUACGCAUGCAUCAGUUGCUCCCAGGUAUGGUGCAGCAGGUUUCCACUGUGUGCCACAACUGUCAGGGACAAGGACAGAGAGUCAGCCAGAAGGACCGCUGCAAAACAUGCGCAGGACGCAAGAUCAUGCGACAGAAAAAGAUUCUGGAGGUUCACGUUGACAAAGGAAUGAAAGAUGGGCAGAAAAUAGUUUUUCAUGGUGAAGGGGACCAGGAGCCAGGGCUGGAACCAGGUGAUAUCAUAAUCGUCCUCGACCAGCAGGAACAUGCACUUUUCACCAGGAGAGGAGAAGACCUGCUCAUGUCGAUGGAGUUGCAGCUGGUUGAGGCUUUGUGUGGUUUUAAGAGGCCGGUUCAAACACUGGACAGCAGGACUCUCCUCGUUACGUCUCAUCCAGGGGAACUAAUCAGGCCUGGAGACACCAAGUGUGUCCUCAACGAGGGGAUGCCUAUGUAUCGCAGACCUUUUGAGAAGGGACGUCUUAUUAUUCACUUUUCGGUGGUGUUCCCACCAGCCAAUUUCCUCCCCAAGCACAAGCUGAAGGAGCUCGAGCGUUAUCUCCCCGGAAAGAUAGACACAGAGCAGACGGACAGCAUGGACGAGGACCUCUACAUCUACGCUGACCUGGAGGACUGUGACUUGGAGAGCAGAAGAAGACACAGACAUCAGUACUACUACAUGGACGAGGACGACUACGCCAGCACCGGGGGCGUUCAGUGCCACGCGUCUUAAACCCCAGCUUGAGACUCUGCCUUUUCCAAAAUCCCCCAUUUCUGAUGCAAUGCACCUUGUUGAAAGUUUGUGCACCUUUUCAUCCGGUAACUCUGUCUUAGUUUGAAAUUCCCCUCUAGCUCAGUCUUAAGAGUCCUGGCUCACACUUUUUUUUUUUUUUUUUCACCCAAUUGGUUUUGGACUCGGUGUUGGACUGCUCAUUCCUUAUGGGACCAUAUUUCAAUUCUUUCUUCUUCUUUUUUUCUGUAGCACUGUGGUUAAACAUGAGGGCUGAUAUCACAGUGUCUUUAAAAGAAAAGAAAAACUCUACUUGCAUUUACACUAAAACCGAUGCCAACAUUCAUUUUAAAA
Molecule: messenger RNA, 1703 nt
Organism: Xiphophorus hellerii (green swordtail)
Lineage: Eukaryota; Metazoa; Chordata; Actinopteri; Cyprinodontiformes; Poeciliidae
Gene: dnaja1
Product: DnaJ heat shock protein family (Hsp40) member A1
Exons: 9
Coding region: 129-1352 (407 amino acids)
Biological process (GO): response to heat; protein folding
Molecular function (GO): Hsp70 protein binding; ATP binding
Source: RefSeq, a predicted model, not a curated record